CGCACUCCUAUUUUCCCAAUCAUGAAACCACGUAAACCACCAGCCAAACCUGACUGGCGUUUUGUCCAAGAUCUCCAAGCUGUCAAUAAAGCAGUUAUUUCACGGGCCCCUAUGAUGCCCAACCCCCACACCAUCGUGUCGCAGAUUCCUCCUACUGCUACACAUUUCUCCGUGAUAGAUCUGGCAAAUGCUUUUACGUCUGUUCCUGUUCAUCCAGACAGCCAAUUCUGGUUCGCUUUUGAGUUCAAUGGGAAACCAUACACUUGGACCCGGCUUCCCCAGGGGUACUGUGAGUCCCCCACAAUCUACAAUGAGGUACUAAGAGAUUCUCUUUCUUCUUUGCAGCUUCCACAGGGCGUAGUUUUAUUAACUUACGUUGAUGACCUUCUGCUCUGCUGUCCUUCUGCCUCCUUGUGUGAGGAGGCCACACUGGCCCUCCUCCUCCAUCUUCAUUCUGAGGGUCAUAAAGCCAGUCUGCGUAAACUACAGUUCUGCCAGCCUCAAGUCAUCUUUCUAGGGCAUCACAUUUCUGCCACCACCAAGGCCCUGACCCCUAAACGGAUUGAGGCCAUUCAGAAAGCACCAAAACCUGUUACCAAGAAACAGCUGAUGUCAUUUCUAGGUAUGGUAGGGUUUUGUCGGGCCUUUAUUCCACAUUUUUCUGAACUUGAGGCCCCCCUGACUUCCUGUAUACAUGGUAAGAAUCUAUCUGCUCAUGACCAUUUCUUCUGGACCCCGGAGGCUGAGCAGGCUUUCCUGUCUGUGAAACAAGCGCUGUGUUCUGCUCCAGCCCUGGCUCUGCCAGACCCAGCCAAACCUUUCUUUCAGUUUGUUGAUGAAAAACAUGGUUUCAUGUCUUCUGUUCUCCUUCAACAGCACGGCUCUCACAAGCGCCCGGUGGCCUAUUACUCUUCCAAGCUCGACUCUGUUGCUGCGGGGCUUCCUGGCUGUCUGAGAGCUGUGGCUGCAUGUGAGAAGGCUGUACUUGCAUCACGUGACAUUGUGGGAUACAGUGAGCUAACUGUUUUUGUUCCUCAUUCUGUAUCCAUCAUUUUGCUCGAACAAAAGACUUCUCAUCUGUCUGCAGCUAGAUGGCUGAGAUACACCACAGUUCUUCUCGAUAUGCCUAACAUCACUAUGAAACGGUGUACAUCACUUAACCCUGCCACUCUUCUUCCUACCGCAGAAGAUGGUGUUCAUCACUGUUGUGAGACUGUUCUGUCUGAAAUCUGCACUCCGAGACCAGAUUUAUCUGAUGAGCCUCUUCUUAACUCUGAUCUCAUUCUUUUUUGUGAUGGCUCCUCCUUCAGAGACCAUUCUGGUAAGAACAGAGUGGGUUUUGCUGUCUGUGAUGAGCAUCAAGUUCUCCUCUCUGGCUCCCUCCCUUCACAAUUCUCUGCUCAGACAGCUGAACUUGUUGCUCUCACUGAGGCCUGUAAAUUCGCACAAGGUAAGUCCCUGACUGUGUAUACCGAUUCGCGUUACGCCUUUGGUGUAGUUCAUGACUUUGGUGCGUUGUGGCGUCACCGUAAUUUUUUGAAAUCUGAUGGUAAGCCUAUUUUGAACUCCACACAGGUUGCGGCUCUCCUUGACGCUAUUCUUCUUCCUUCAGAUGUCGCUGUAGUGAAAUGUCAAGCUCACACUAAUGACACUUCCUCUGUUGCCCGUGGCAACGCCUUGGCCGACCAGACUGCUAAGCAGGCAGCUCUGUCAGCCUCGCCGCACAUUCUCACCUCUUCUCCUCUCACAGAAGAGGAUCACUCUCCUCCCUGUUCUCUGCAGGACAUCCAGUCUUUUUCUACUCCAGAGGAACGCUCUGUCUGGAAGGCUAACUCCUGCACCCCUGAUUCUGCAGGCUAUAACACCGCCCGCCCUCUUGCCUGCCCUCCAGCUGGUCAUACACCACCUAAUCAGCCUUUUGAUCAUUUGAUGAUGGAUUUCAUUGAGUUAACACCUGCAGAAGGUAAGAAAUAUUGUCUAGUUAUGGUAGACAUGUGGUCAAAGUGGGUUGAAGCUUUUCCAGCAAAGCAUGCCACAAGUUCAGUCGUGGCUAAGGCUCUGGUGACCGAAAUCAUUCCAAGAUGGGGGAUUCCAGUUAAGGUCUCAUCUGACAAUGGUUCACACUUUGUAAAUGCGGCCCUGAAAGAGGUAAGUGGACUAUUGGGGUUCCAGCUUAAGACUCAUUGUGCUUAUCACCCGCAAUCAGGCGGAGCAAUUGAAAGAGAGAACGCCACUUUAAAAGGUAAGUUGGCUAAAUGUUGUGAAGAAACAGGACUGUCUUGGCCAAAAGCCCUCCCACUCAUUCUUAUGCACAUGAGAAUGAGGAAACGUGCCCGGACAAAUCUUAGUCCAUUUGAGAUUCUGUUUGGCAGACCUCCCUACACUGGUCUGGAUCCUCCAGGACUCUCCGUGUCUACCACAUACUGUGAAAGUAACAUGCUUGCUUAUUGUCAAAAUCUGUCCAAAGUUCUCUCACAGGUGCAGAGUGUGGUGAAAGAGGCCCUGCCACGCCCAGCAUCAGAUCUGCUUCACUCCUUGGUUCCGGGAGAUUGGAUCUUGGUUCGAGAGACGAGGAGAAAGCACUGGCGGUCUAAAAGGUGGCUGGGUCCCUUCCAGGUCCUGUUGGUCACUCAUACAGCCGUGAAGGUCGCUGAAAGGUCCACGUGGAUUCACGCGUCCCACUGUAGAAGGUUUCAAAGUACCCCAACUCCAGCUGACCUCUCAACCACAGGGCAGAAUAAUCCCUGAGGCCAGCCCCGUGCGAGAUGGUCCAUUCUCCACGGGACAACAUGAAGUACACCCAGACUGCCGUGAGGGGAUGGUCGUGCGUCAUCCUCUUCAUCCUUAUCACCUCCCUCCUCUGGUACCUGGAUCCAACCGGACCUCACCUGACACAACGCACCCCAGCUUCGUCCCAACCUGCCAGAUGACUGCAGGGGACAGAA
Molecule: messenger RNA, 2945 nt
Organism: Melanotaenia boesemani (Boeseman's rainbowfish)
Lineage: Eukaryota; Metazoa; Chordata; Actinopteri; Atheriniformes; Melanotaeniidae
Product: protein NYNRIN-like
Exons: 2
Coding region: 22-2748 (908 amino acids)
Biological process (GO): DNA integration
Molecular function (GO): nucleic acid binding; RNA-DNA hybrid ribonuclease activity
Source: RefSeq, a predicted model, not a curated record